AUGAAGGGUACAAAGGUCACACCCAGGAAUGAGAAUGAGAACUGUGUGGGGUGGACCAUCGAUGCAGGCCUGCUGAAGCAGCGAGUGGAGCACCUCGUACCCGCCUUCCUGGGGAGAGACCCCACGUACGUCUCCACCUUCUUGGGCACGUACCCAACUUUUACUACCAACAAGGAGGUCCUGGAAGUGUUGUUUAUGAGAUACCGAUGCUUCCAUCCGGAGGCUGAGGAGGAUGGCGGACCCCGGGAGCAGGAGAAACUGGCCAUCUCCUCCAUCUUGGGCACCUGGCUGGAUCACUACCCCGAGGACUUUUUCCAGCCUCCAGAUUUCACCAGCUUGAAGUUGCUGCAGGCAUAUGUAGGGGUCCACAUGCCGGGCUCCGAGCUGCAGCGCCGCGCCCGCCUUCUCUACUCAUGGCAGAAACACCCCAUGGCACCAGCUCCAGAGCCACGUUCAGACGUCCCUCAGGAGCGAGCCCCCGCUAUCUCUGUGGUACCCACUGCAGCCUCGCAGCCCAGGCUGCCUGAAGCCACCAGUUCUCCUGGAGCUCGGUGCGUACGACAAUCGGAGACCCUCACUGCAGCGUCCCCACCGGGGCAGGAGGUACUCCCAGCUCUGGCUGACAGUCAGGAGCUGGAAGAGCCACCUGCCCCUUUGGUGGACCCAGAGCAUGAGCAGCCCCCAGCCCCAGCCGGCGGGGUCACGGAAGGGCUGCAGCAACCACCUCCUGCAGCUGAGCAACCAGCCUCAGCUCCCCAACAGCGGCUCACGUCCGCUGCAGCCCCAAAGGAUGAAUUCCCUGACCUUGUCAUUGCGUUCUUUGUCAUUUCUGUAGUUGUUAUAGAGAUGGUCUUUCGGGGGCGCCGGGGUGGGGGCAUCGCAUCGCGCUCUGCCCCUGCCAGUGCUGGCACUCCACCAGCGCGGCCAAAGACCGAGGCGCCCGGGAAGCGCGUCCCGCGCCCCGGCCUCUGGCUCCAGGAGCAGCGGGAGCAGCGGGGCCGCCACCCUCCGAGUUCCUGCACGACCAGCAAGGCUUCCACUGUCACAGUGGACUCCAUCCUCCGCAUUUCUGCCACUAUCAGAUCUUGCUUCUCCUCCCCUCACUGUUGA
Lynx canadensis (Canada lynx) is the source of this 1110-nucleotide messenger RNA. RefSeq names its product ral guanine nucleotide dissociation stimulator-like. NCBI's taxonomy places the organism in Eukaryota, Metazoa, Chordata, Mammalia, Carnivora, Felidae. Bases 1 to 1110 code for a protein of 369 amino acids. The transcript is spliced from 7 exons. The record is from RefSeq and is a predicted model, not a curated record.